Molecule: messenger RNA, 2640 nt
Organism: Archocentrus centrarchus (flier cichlid)
Lineage: Eukaryota; Metazoa; Chordata; Actinopteri; Cichliformes; Cichlidae
Gene: ido1
Product: indoleamine 2,3-dioxygenase 1
Exons: 11
Coding region: 183-1442 (419 amino acids)
Biological process (GO): 'de novo' NAD+ biosynthetic process from L-tryptophan
Cellular component (GO): cytoplasm
Molecular function (GO): L-tryptophan 2,3-dioxygenase activity; heme binding; indoleamine 2,3-dioxygenase activity
Source: RefSeq, a predicted model, not a curated record
UCCCCCACUCCAUUCCAGCAGGUGGCGGUAAUGCAGCUCUAAGCUGGUUUGGUCAACCGCAAACCCACACGAAGAAGAGGACGACUGCGCCCUGUCAUGCAGCUAAUUCAGGCUGGGGUCUCCCGGAUCAUUCAGCUGGUCAGAGGAUCGUUGCUGUCUUUGGUGCUAGUCUUCUUUUCUCCAUGGCUUCUGCUGAAACAGACUCCAAAUCUCUUUUCUCUCUGGAGUCCUACCAUGUCUCAGAGGAACAUGGCUUCAUUCUUCCAGAACCUUUGGAAGAGCUUCCACCUUACUACAAGCCAUGGAUGGAUAUUGCCCUGAGAGUCCCAGAGCUUGUGCACUCCCAUGAGUUGCGCUCCCAUGUUAACAAGAUGCCACUGCUGAGCAGCACGUUCCUGCAGAAACACAGAGAGUUACGGCUGGCCCACCUGGCCCUCAGCAUGAUGACUAUGGGCUACAUCUGGCAAGAGGGAGAGAAAAAUGCAGCUGAGAUAUUACCGCAAAACCUGGCUGUUCCAUACUGGGAAGUGUCACAGCGCUUAGGGCUUCCCCCAAUUAUCACACAUGCAGAUGCAGUAUUGGCUAACUGGAAGAAGAAAGAUCCUGAUGGGCCUUUCAACAUGCAGAACUUGGAGUUGCUGGUCAGACUCCCAGGUGGAGAAAGUGUCCGAGGUUUCUUCUUGGUCACUCUGCUGGUUGAGCUGGCAGGAGUUCCUGCAGUGAGGAGUAUUCCCACGGUGAUCAAUGGUGUGAGGUGCAGUGACACUGAGGCUGUGGCCAGAGGCCUGGAGAUCAUCAGCAAGUCUAUUGAGGACAUGACCGAUGCACUCAGAUUAAUGCAAGUGUACGUGGACCCUUCAGUUUUCUAUGGCAUUAUGAGGAUCUACCUGUCUGGGUGGAAAGACAACCCUUGUAUGCCAAAAGGGCUGAUUUAUGAAGGGGUCCAGACAGAGCCGAUGGAAUAUUCAGGAGGGAGUGCUGCACAAAGCAGUUUGCUGCACUGCUUUGAUGAGCUUCUGGGAGUUAAACAUGAACCAAAAAGUGCUUCCUUUCUAAUCCGCAUGAGAGACUACAUGCCACCUCUUCACAAGAAACUGAUCCAGGACAUCUCUUUGCAACCAUCCUUAAGGAAUUUUGUCCAGAAGCAGGAUUGCAAGGACCUCAACAAGGCCUUUGAUCUCUGUGUUACAAAGCUGCUGGCUUUGCGCAGCUACCACAUUAAUGUUGUCAGCCGCUUCAUCACAGUACCUGCUGCCCGUGCUCGACAACUGCGUGAACAAAACCACGACUCAGACGGGGAGAUAAUCAGCAGAGCUCCCACAGCGCUUGAGGAGAGGGGCACCGGAGGCUCUGGUAUCAUGUCCUUCCUAAAAACUGUGAGGGACCAAACAAAAGAUACAUUGCUGCCUGAGGCGAGCAAAGAAGUAAAACAUCACAGUUGAUGUGAACUGUCAUCACUGAGGAACAGAGAGUCAAGCAAAUCACAUAAAACACCCAGAAAAUCAACUCUCAUGACUCGCUGCACUAUUUGAUCUGUCAUUAAAAGGAUGGCUUUUGGCAGAAUGAAAGUGAGGGGCCUCUGUUGCUUGUCUUACAUGUAGCUUUGGUGUGUCUGUAGAGAAACCAAAACACACAUAAGUGACACCCAUCAAUUGAUCCAAACCAUAAUUUUUUUUUUAACCCAGUUUUACUGUUUCUUUUCAUUACACUCAACCACUAAUUCCUUCUUUGAUCUGAACUGGAAUGGGGAAAAAAAGCACCAGUUCCAGUUAUUUGGGGGACAUUUGGACAUUAAACAGCUGAAAUUCAGUACUAACUUACCAGUAAUUUUGGAAAAAUUGACUGUGAAACCGAAAUCAAGUAUAUUUUUCAAAUCACAAAGACUUCUUGCUUUCUGCAGUUUGAAGAUCAUCUUAUAUCAUCCGCCAUGAUUACAGACAUAGAUGUUAAAAUAACUGACUUUCUGGCUGUAAAAUGAAGGAAUUGUAAUACCUAGUGAAACCAUGGUAGGGCACUAAAGGGCAGCAUUGUGAUAAAAUAGUUUUCUACAAGCUGUAAGAGUGGGAAGUAGAUCAGAGAAGCAAGCUCCUGCUUUGGCCUUGAUAAGCAAAAGUGACCCCAUAAGGAUAGUGCACUAUUCAUUAAUCACAGUUAUAUGAUGAUGUAUUAAAAUUCACACUCCACACACUAAAGUACCAAGAGGGUGCAACCUGACCUUUCCAUAUCAGAAAAUAAUCAUCCUUUGUUGUGUCUUAACUCUGCAGAACUGAUUCACAAUGGGAUUGUCAUGUCUGAGCACAAUGCAGUGCAGAGAUGCAUCAACUUAUCAGAGUAGUUACCUCAGCUCUCCUGCCUUCCUCCUCCAGCCCACAUCCAGCCCUCACAUGCCCUACCAUACUUCCUGGACCCACUGUGUGGAAAACCCAGGUCAAUGAAGGGAUGGAUUGUGCCAUGAAUGGCUCAUGCUAUGUAAUCUUCUCCUUUCCUGGCUCAUCUCCACUGGUAUUUCAUUACAAUAACAGCCUCGCCAGAUCAGAUAAGAGAGACGAUGUGGCAAUUAGACAUGACAGUUUCCCCCAACCUGAGUGACCUACUUUAUCUUGAACUCUUUUCACAUGCUGGUGAGCGAGAAUGACAAUA